AUGCCAAUCUCAUACGCAAAGUGGGAUGCUCUAGAGUUGUCCGACGACUCUGAUAUAGAGGUCCACCCAAAUGUAGACAAGAGAAGCUUCAUCCGCGCGAAACAGAACCAGAUCCACCAACAGCGCUACCAGCGCAAACAAGAGAUCGAGACACUCCGCUACGAACGUCUGAUAAACCUCGGCCUGUUGGAACGGAUCAACGCACUGCUCGACGCCCUCAAGCAACAUGAGAAAGAGUCUACGAAGACCGAUCCUGAUCAACUCGUGUUCCAGGCUUUGAUCGAGAGUGCAGGUGACCCAGCCAAAGAUGAGCCACCAAAACCGCCGGAAGGUGUCUACACACAUCAGAAGGAGCCACAGCCUCGAUAUUCGAAGAUGAUGGGCAGCCUUGUCGACCAAGUGAAGAAGGAAGUGGAUGAGAAGAAGUCUCCGGAGAGGUUUCAGGACUACAUCAAUGGUGUGCGUGGCCAUCUCACCAAGGUGCAAAAUCUACAGCAAGAAUUGCUCAAAAAGCUGGCGGAGCUUGAGAAAGAGGAGAAAGCCAAGAUCACCAGCGAAUCGAUACAUGACGGCUUCAACACGUCUCAUGUCUCCAAAGCAAAGCCUGCAGCUCCGAAGACCGCACCGAAAUCCAAAGUUGAGCUACUCAACAAGCCUUCAACGCCGGCUGUAGCAGGAUUGAGCUCAUCGGAACGUGUCACGACACUGGCGGAAGACGGCGCUGUCUCCUCGGGCGCCGAGGCCGAUGUUGAGGACGAUAAUCUCAUCGCUGAGCACGAGGAUGACGAUGACGAUGACCGAGCGUCAAUCAAGCUGACCGAAGAAGGCAAGGCAUUCGCUAAGAUCAACCGCAGCGACUAUCGUACGCUGUUGCAAUUCAUCUCAGAACAUCCAGAUCUUAUGACCGAGUCAACACAAGACGCCUUACUAGUGGAGGCUUUCAACGCCCAGAUGAAAGGCAAAGACUCAUAUGCGCAGACUUGUGUGCAUCACGGUCUGCUUAUACAGUAUUGCAGACAGCUAGGAAGAGAUGGUGUUGGCAUGUUCUUCAAGCGAAUCACUACCAAAGGCCACCAAGCCGCACAAGUGUUCAACAAGGAUGUUGCCGAGACUUACAAUCGCAUCAAGACCCGCGCUAAAGAACUCGUCAAAGAAGAGGCCGAGGGCAAGAACCAGGAAGGUGUUGAACAGAUUCAGCUGCACGCAGUCGAGCCUGGCACAGAGAUUCAUAUCAAUAUACCACAGCCGAACAGCGAGGAGGAGAUCGAGAUCGAAGCAAGAAAGAUUUUUGAAUCAUUCUCUCCAGAGAUGCAGCGAGCACUUGAGACUGGUAGUCUUGACAAAGUGAACAAAGUGCUCGGUGAAAUGAGUGUGGAGGAGGCGGAGCAGGUGGUUGAGGACUUGAGCAAUGGCGGCAUGCUGAGCUUGCAGGAGGGCGUGAUAGACGCCACCAAUGAGGAAGGACAAGCCAAACUAAAGCAAAUCGAAGAUGAAGAACGGCGGAAACGGACACAGACUGUGACGGACGGUGAGCCGGGUGAUGUCGUGGAGGAGCAUACUAGUGUACGCAACAUCGUCGACGAGGUGGACUGA
This is a messenger RNA of Cyphellophora attinorum, 1593 nucleotides long. Its product is annotated as Hsp90 co-chaperone Cdc37. Gene Ontology annotation, molecular function: heat shock protein binding; protein-folding chaperone binding; protein kinase binding. Gene Ontology annotation, biological process: protein stabilization; protein folding. The record is from RefSeq and is a predicted model, not a curated record. The transcript is spliced from 2 exons. Gene Ontology annotation, cellular component: cytoplasm. Lineage: Eukaryota; Fungi; Ascomycota; Eurotiomycetes; Chaetothyriales; Cyphellophoraceae. Bases 1 to 1593 code for a protein of 530 amino acids.